AUGAAAGUUGAUCCAUCGUACAAAUACUACGUGAUCCAGUUUCGGCAGUCGCCCUUUCAAAACAUCGAUGACUUCGUCUGCGUGCCUACUACGUGGAUAGAAGAUAGAGGGCCCAAAGGGAUCUAUGCUGCCUACCCCCCAGAGAGACUGCCAACGACUAGAACUAUUGUCAAAUCCAGACAGGAUUAUGAUAAGGAAUGGAAAUUUUAUUUAUGCACACCUAAAUAUGGGACAAACUGUCCGUGGGAUGCUGAGAAUAUCAUACGCGUAGAGAGUAGCAAGAAGCUGAAUGCACUCUUAGAGACUCCACAAGUACUACCUCCGAAGCAGAGUAGAGCUCAAGAAAACAAACCUAAGACCAAAGCAAAGAUGAACACUCGAGAUGAAUUAACACAGUCCCUCAAACGCAAGGUAUCAAUAGAUUGCGGUAGAAAUAGAAAGGCUGCUAGAAUAGAAUCAACUCCUGAUGUAUCUGAACCUACAAAUAACGUUUCCAACUCAGAAAAGGAUUCAAAAUUAUGUAAAGAUUUGGCAGUUAUGAUAUCCAGAUUACCAGAAUUAUUUAUUACAAAGUCUAAAGUAGUAAAUCUAACUAAUAAUGAAAAACAAAACCCUUCUAAAACUUCUUACGCCCAAAAAAUGCAUUCACAUCACCCAAUAACAGUCACUUCAAGUGCAAAUAAAAGUAAAAGUGCUCCAGAAAAGGAUCAUGGAGCUACGAGUUCCGGUUCAAGUUCUUUAAUGCAAAUUCUACAAGAAACACCUGAUUCUGUAAAUCAUAGAAGAAAUAGUACGUCCUCUAGGCCUUCCAGUCAAUCUGGUCAGCAUAAAAUGGAUGCAACCAAAAGUCAUUCUACUACAAGCCUAAUUAAUAAACCGACUAAUACAGUAAUUGCAGAUAGCAAUUCAAGUACAAAGAAAAUUGAUGCCAAUCGUCCUUUACAAAAUAAUAAUUAUAAUAAUCCACCAGCUAAGGCUAAAGGACGAAGAAAUUCGGUAAGAGAGUCUACUGAAUUAGAUACAUUAGAUAAUAUUCAAAUAUUCUCCAAUAUGACACCUGAAGGAAAGCGUCUUUUACAAGAAUUUAUUGCGUCUGGUGGCCUAAAAGGUAUCGAUCACGAAUUGUUGCAAAGUUGCUUAAAAAACAUACAGGAUAGUGCGCAAGAUACACACGUUGCUGCGUCAGAUAGACAAGCCAUGCAAAUUCCUCCAGACGCUAUGCAGGCUGCACAACGUACUCCACUUGUGAUGCAAUGUGCGCAAGUUAACCCACAAGUUAUGCAAGCUGCACAAGCUACUUCACAGGCUAAGCAAGGUGCGAAAGCUACUCCACAACCUAUGCAAGCCGCGCAAGCUACUCUUGAACAAGCGGAAACAAUAAAUAAUUCUCCCGGAGUUCCAUAUCCAAUAACAGCAAAUACGCCCAUUAUGUACCAAGAUCCACAUGAACGACAAAUAACAACUGAAAGAUCUACCAUAACGAAGAUUAUAGAUCCAACUUAUUCACAAAGUAGGGCCCCCAAUGUAUCUAAUAUCCAAAAUAUAUCAAACCUCCAAUAUUUAUCUUACAAUAAUCAGGUUAUUGGAAAGUCUCAACAUAGGCAGACGGAGCAACAAAUUGCAGCGAAUGGAACUUAUGCUCAUGAAAUCAGAUCUUCUAGCAGUCCAGUCAGGAGGAGGGUAUCGGAUAGAUCCUAUACUAGAUGUUAUCCGCAGAUGCCAGAAAAUAGAGUGCCUUCGAACGUCCAAAUGCCUGAUUUACAGCCGCAACAUUAUGCUGUUCACACAGUUCCUUUAGGCCCCAAUAUGCCUAAUAUAUCCAAAACUAGUGGACCUAAAAACCAAAUGCCAUCUAACAUUCAAAUGCUUCCUUUACAGCAACAAAGUUUUGCUUUACACCCUAUACCACCAGUUCCUAUACCACCCAGAAUUGAUCAGACAUCGAAAUUGAUUCAUACAAUCCCAAAUAUACCAACAUCGAAUCACCCGCACUCAUAUGAAUAUUCAUAUCACGAUCGCAAUAAUUACUCGCACCAAGGAUAUAAUUAUUCGCUUUCUGACACGCAAGUACAACAAAAUUUAAUGCAAAGAAGUGGAACAGGACACAAACACCCGAGCUUAGGUGUUCCCACACAAAGACAUCUGCAUACGUAUCCUCCAAUUGCGGCAAACCAAUUAAGACAUUUGCACAGUGCACAUAUAAACAAGACAGUUAUCCCACAAGCUUAUGCAAACUAUCCUCAUCAAGAGCCAGAAGUACAAGAAAAUAUUACGGCGAGGCCGAGAAGCAAUGAUAUGUUAGAUCAGAUCCCUCACAAAAAUGACAUGCCGCACGAUGUACCAACUGCAGUACAACAAAUCUCAAACCCAGCAAGAAAUACUAAUGAUAAAACUAAUUCAACAAAUAUUUUAAAUAAUAGUAACCAAAUCGCAAUCAAAGAAAACAUGGAAGAGGAAACUGAUAAAACCAGUACUAUUAUUGAGAAUGGAGGAGAAAAUGCAUUAUCUGCCGUCGAAAACCCUAACAGCAACAUGAAGACGUCACCAUGUGAUGCUGUUGAACAACUACCUGUAUGCAACGAAAUCAAAGGUGAUAACGCUGUUCCUAAAGAAAUCCCACUUGGAAGAAGCAGUAGCACUGAUAUAGUAACAUUAGAUCAAACUCAUAAUGUGGCUGAAGAUAUAUUAAUUGGGCUAACAAAAAAAAUGAAUAAUUUACUAUCGCCAACAUUUCGAACGCAGAUUGAAAUUAAUGUAAUAAAACACUUCGGUAAAGUCUUUCAAAUAAUGUCUGAUCAUUUUGGCGAAAUUCUUGAAGUUCUAAAUCGUGACCAUAAAGCAAUAACGAUGAAAAAAGAAAUGCUUGACAAAGCUUUAACUUCAAUCAAAUCUUAUGUAGAAUUGCAAAAUGAAAAUUCCGCAAUUGUAUUAACAACGAAACAUUCAGCAUCCCAAAAAGUAAAAAAGAAAAAGAAGAAUAAAAAACGAAAACAAAGGAUGUCGACGACGGCGAGGACGACGAAGACGACGACGAUAGUUUAUAUGAUGGUGAUAGGCAUGAUAAUAAUGACAGUGAUAGUUCUGAUGAUAACGACAAUAACAAUAAAGGUGAUAUUAGUAGUAAUUCAAGCAACAAUAAUAAAGUACAUGGCAAAAAAAGUACAACUCCCAGCAAUGAUAAUAAGCACUCUGAAGAUAAGACUACUAAAACCAAAGAUGACAAGAAGACUGUUGAUAGUGAUGGUGAUAAAAUAUCAAAAUCCGAUUCUAACAAUGUUAAUGAAGAAAUAAAGAGGCGAGGCAAGAAGUAUUCAUUUGUGUUACCGCCAGAAUAUUCACCGACAAAUUCAAGGUGGACGUUGAAAUAUCAAAGUGGUGAUCAGGUUACUAUAGAACUUUUGCCUAAAAGUCGUAUUUACGUAAAAGCUAUCGAAUUGGCGAACUGUAAAAGGAUUGCGAGUAGUUAUAAGGAAUUUGCGAGGAUGUUGCUGACGUUAAUUUUUACUCGAAGUGCAUUGAGUGUGUGUUCAUGGACCGGGGCCAGGGCUAACGCUUUUGCAGUUGACGAAAAUGAUGUUAGACCAGGUUUAGACGAGCAUGCAAGACAGGUGAUGUUAAAUUACGUUGAACGUGUGGGACGCAAAAAGAAAUGGGGAAUGUAUGACGAACAAAGCGUUGUUAAUUCUCUUCGCGCAAAAAUUCAGGAUAUAAGAAAGUUAUUUCAUAAGAACCUUGUGAUCAAAAAACAAGAAUUAGACGAUAAUGAUAAAAUGUAAUAA
Molecule: messenger RNA, 3779 nt
Organism: Spodoptera littoralis (African cotton leafworm)
Lineage: Eukaryota; Metazoa; Arthropoda; Insecta; Lepidoptera; Noctuidae
Source: the annotation of a GenBank genome assembly